Lineus longissimus is the source of this 483-nucleotide messenger RNA. RefSeq lists its product as uncharacterized. Lineage: Eukaryota; Metazoa; Nemertea; Pilidiophora; Heteronemertea; Lineidae. The transcript is spliced from 3 exons. The record is from RefSeq and is a predicted model, not a curated record. Bases 1 to 483 code for a protein of 160 amino acids.
AUGGCAAUCCAUUGGUUUGACUUGGAGAAGUUCUACCAUGAGGUUGAUCAUAUCCUCCGACCUGAUGGGUGUCUCGCCAUCUAUAGCUACAACUCGGGAGACAUAGUCUACCAGGGGAGAAAGCCUGAUGCAGCUUCUAAAGUUUUUACCGAUGCAAAUGUUGCAGAUGGCUUGCUACUCACACGAGAAACACCACAUCAUAUUCGAUGGUCUCAAGGGCCGAAGCUGCCGUACGAAGACUCCAAGAGAGUGGACGACCAAUAUCUAGAAAUCUCUACCAACAUCCGGGGAGUGGUUGGCGAUCUCCAGAGCGAUUCUUCCUAUCGGGCUUACGCAGAAGCUCAUCCUGAAGAUACGCAGUUCCUCGCAAGAUACCACGAUAAAUUGUUGGAGACGCUUGGUUACCCGGAAGAAGGGCCAGAAACACCGGUGGUGAUGCGUCAUCCAGUAGCUGUACUUCUGUCUCGCAAGCCAAGAAAAUGA